Messenger RNA from Vidua chalybeata, 5215 nucleotides. RefSeq names its product protein phosphatase, Mg2+/Mn2+ dependent 1F (gene PPM1F). The transcript is spliced from 8 exons. Gene Ontology annotation, cellular component: cytosol. NCBI's taxonomy places the organism in Eukaryota, Metazoa, Chordata, Aves, Passeriformes, Viduidae. The coding region runs from base 22 to 1332 and encodes 436 amino acids. Gene Ontology annotation, molecular function: cation binding; protein serine/threonine phosphatase activity. Gene Ontology annotation, biological process: protein dephosphorylation; negative regulation of protein kinase activity. The record is from RefSeq and is a predicted model, not a curated record.
UCCCGGCCGGGCAGCGCCGCCAUGGCGCUGGAAGUGGAGCCGUCCGCGGCUCCCCUGAGCUCCUUCCUGAGGGACUUCCCGGCGCCGCUGGGCCCGGGGGAGCCGCUGCCGUGGAGCUCCGCGGGGAGCGGCGCCCUGAGCAGGGCCGAGGUGCCGGGCGCGCUGGCCGAGCGAGCGAGGAGCCUCCUGGGCAGCAGCAGAGAUGUUUCACCACUUCUUGCAGCAUCAUUGAUCCAUGCUGCAGUUGAUGAAGUUCUCCAAACAGACUUGACUGAAUUUAAGCUGCAAAAUGUAGAGACAGAGGGAGAAGGAGAUGAGGAAAGGUUCACCUUGCUGGAUGGGGAGUCGCUGCAGCGCUGCUUUUUUAACAAGCUGCGGGACGUGUGCUCCGAGUGGCAGAAGCAGUUGCCACCGCUGAGGCCCCUGACGCGCUUCCUGCUGGUGUCCAUCCACGCCAUCCGCAACGCGCGGCGCAAGAUGGAGGAUCGCCACGUCCUGCUCCCGGAGUUCAAUCAGCUCUUUGGUCUCUCAGAUGAUGUUGAUCGUGCUUACUUUGCGGUGUUCGAUGGCCAUGGUGGAGUGGAUGCUGCCAAUUACUCAGCAACCCACUUACAUGUAAAUGUUGGGUUACAUGAAGAGAUUGUUAAGAAUCCAGCUGAGGCCUUGAAAUGCUCUUUCCAGAAGACAGAUGAAAUGUUUCUUUUCAAAGCCAAAAGAGAGAAGCUGCGGAGUGGCACAACAGGUGUGUCUGCAUUGAUUGUAGGGAACAAACUGCACAUAGCAUGGCUGGGGGACUCUCAGGUGAUGCUGGUGCAGCAAGGGAAAGCUGUGACAUUAAUGGAACCUCACAAACCAGAAAGAGAAGAUGAGAGAGCAAGGAUUGAGACUCUGGGUGGCUGUGUAACCUACAUGGACUGCUGGCGGGUUAAUGGUACCUUGGCUGUUUCCAGAGCAAUUGGUGACAUCUGCCAGAAGCCCUAUGUCUCUGGUGAUGCAGAUGGCGAUUCCUUUGAGCUGACUGGCUCAGAAGAUUACCUGCUCCUUGCCUGUGAUGGAUUCUUUGAUGCCAUCAAGCCCCAUGAGGCUGUAGACUUGGUGCUGGAUCAUUUGAUGCAGACCAAAGGAGUGGGGCUCAAAGCAGCAGAGAGACUGGUGGCUGCUGCCAAGGAAAAUGGAUCCAGUGACAACAUCACUGUUCUGGUGGUCUUCUUGAGGGAUCCUCAGGACAUCCUGGCAGACUGUCUCAGAGACUCUAAGAGCCCUAGGGCUGAUGAUGAUGCUCAGAGCUCACCCUUUAACUUCCUCAGCUGCGAGGCAACAGCCACACAGUGACAGAAUCUGUUUAGUCCAGAAUGUUCAACCAAAGAAGGAGUAGCACUAAUGUGUCCAAGGUGACUUACUGUGACCCCUCAACACUACUGUGGAAGCUAAUGCUCCUAAAUGGAUUUUUCCAAACAUCCUCCUGUGUAAAGUAGUGCUAAGAGGGAGCACCCAGCCUCUGCAGUUCCUGGUCUCUGUGCAAGUGCUGCCGUGAGUAAACCUGGAGUGUGCUAAUGAGUGGAGGGGAUGGUGAGCCCUGCAGGAUGAGUAAUUGGGCACCGAGUGGUUACAGCAGUGCUGGCAGCUGAGUAGUGUUAAUCACAGUGAUGACUUUAAUAGCAUUUAAUAGACACUUAUCUCAGUUCAAAGUCAGAUGUGAUACUGCUCUUUUAAAAAGCAUUUCCAGUGCCAUUAACCUUCUGUCAUGAGGAGCCACUAAAAUUUCCACUUUUUUGGUGGAUGUUGGGAAAAGUACUUCUCUUGUUUUCUGAAUUCUGGAGAUAAGUUGACUGUCUGCACUGGAAAACCUGUGUUCAGUUGAUAGCUUAAAUCAGUUAUUUGGGGUUGAAGCUUCCCUCCCAGGCAAAAAAAAAAAAAACCCAAGAAAACAACACCUAAAAAAUAACCUAAAAAAGGUGUUUCCACAACAAAUGGCUAAGAACUUUUGUAAAUGGUAUUUGUAAAUGGCAUUGCAAAAAAGGUAACCAGCAAGUACCCUCAAUCUAUAAAGGGCAUAGGCAGUAAAGUCUAAGUUAAUAUUCCAGCUCUACUCUUAGUGCAAAUUUUACUCUGUUUGUUAAACUAUUUGUAUUCUUGUGGAUGCAGGUACUGAAUGUGCAGAACCAGCCAUUGUAUGUUUCUAGUCUUAUAGUACUGAAGUAUCAAGCAAAUGCUUUAGGGAGAAGGUGGGGGGAUGUUAGCCACAACAGAGCAGAUUGCAGAUGAUUCAUGUAUAAUUUAGCCCUAGUUAAGCCUGAAUUAAAUUUCCCUGCUUAGUUCUAUUACUGUCCCUUUUGCAAUUGGGCCUGUGUCUUCAGACAGAUCCUACUAGGAAAAAAUUGUUCAUUCCCUCUUUUUGAGGAGCAAACCCUUCUGAUGAACAAAAUGCUACCCAGGAAGGAUUGAGGAAGGAGAAAAAUGAGAUUUCAUAUGAAUGUGAAACUGUCCAAUCUACAUGAAGUUAUGUACUCUCCCUAAGCACAAAUCUAUAGCAGGUCUGGUUGCAUUUGAGUAGUACUGGAAACCAGGGGGGGUUUUGCCAAGCUCAUCAAAACCUUUCAAACAGCAUCAAAACUAAGAGGCUGGUCCUCUCUCUGUUACUAAAUCGAGCCACUCAACCAGCCAGCCCUGUGGAGUAUCUGUUUUGCAGCAUUGUCAGCUCUUAAGAGCUAAGCCGGACACUUUCUGCAUGUGUUUUGGUUGGAUUUUAUUUAAUUUAAAGUUAUUUUUAUUUAUUUAAGUCAUGUCAGCUGUGAAGUAAACAAAUGGAGACUUGAAGUGUCUGCACUUCUGAACAUGUAUCUGUCAUAGACACUUGUUAAAGUAAUGCCUUAAAAUGAGCUGGUAGGAUCUUGUGACAGAGAACCUUAUCUUUGCAUGGAACAGGAAACCAAAAUCUUUCAGAGAAUCACAUAAACCCUUAUUUUGGUGUGACCCAUCAGACCUGAAGGCUCACAAUCUCUUCAGCUGCUGCUGAUGCACACAAAAAUAAACAAGGGACAGCUGUGUUGGCCACAUAGAAAAUUUAGCAAGAUGCAGCUUUUGUUGAGUAGAAGAGGACAAAAUCAAUAGGAAAUGUUUUCAAGCUUCUUGGAAUGCAAAUAAUGGAAUAAAAAAAAAAGGCAGCCUAGAAGAGUUGGCAGUGCACUGUCGGCUGAAAACCACUGUUUCAAGCAAAUGAAUUUGGCUGUGUUGUAAUGUCUGUUUUGCUUUGAUAACAAACUCCUCUCAGUCAGAGUUUUACGUCUUAUUAUGUGCCUUUUAGUUGAAGAGACAAGAUACAUUCAGUUCCUUAGAAAGUUAAAUGUAUCUGGGCUUUGUGACAUGCUAGAUCCUGGUUAUUGAAUUUUCUCUCAACUAAUAAGCCUGAUUACUAAUUUCCAGGACAUAUUAAUAUAUCAAAUACUGAAAUUAUUACAGAUUAAAUGGUUUUGGAUUCCAUGCACAGGAAUGUCGUUGGUCCUUCCUGAUCAAGUGGAUUACUCCUUAAAGUUAUUUAUCCCUUUUGAGGCCAUACAUUAGGCAGGUAAAAGGUUUGUUGCUUUGGCAAAUGGAGCUGGAAUGUGUGACCAUCAUUCCUGCCAGGAACUAUUUAUCCUUUUAUCUAAGCAAUGAUGCUUCUUUUUGGAUGUCCAAGGGUAAAGAGAUAAUAGCUAGGAAACCAGGGUGAAACCUUUGUGAAAAGGCAUUUGGCUGAAUAUUGCAUGAUUAAUGCUGAUUUCUUUGUCUGUUUUUCCCACUUUUUUUUUUCUUUAGUGUAUUUAAUAAUAGCAAGAUUUUUUUUAUGUGGGGUCAAAACUUUAUACUGACAAAAAAAAAAGGCCAGUAUAAAGUUUUUAACUCUAAGUUCCUUUAAUUUAAUGACUUUAAUUACUUUUAGCUUCCUCUUCUGAAAGUCAGUUCUGCUCUAUGCCCUCCCUAUUUUAUUCCCAAUUUUAUUUUUCUAUAUCUUUUAUAUCCUUUUACAUUGUCACCCUCUCCCUCCCCAAAAUGCUGCCUUUUAGGCUAUAAAAUCUAUUGGCUGUUAAGUCAGUUUAGUUGCCACUUUGUAAUUUUCACUUCAUCUGUGUCCAUAGUGAAUUUGGUCCGAUCUUUGGAGGCCUGCAACACCAAGAGUGUAAAAAGAACCAUGUCAGCUAGGAAGAGAAGAGACUAUAAUAACUAUUGCUUUGGCAUAGACCAGUAUUGGAUAUGUAAGAAGAAAAUUCUGAUAUUUGUAUUUUACUUCAUAGGAAUACUUAAGCUUAUUUCAGGUAACAAUAGUUCUCACCCUGAUUACAGGACUUCAGAAACGUUCUUGUCUUUGUCUUUCCUUAUUCCUGCAGAUUGUUUGUGUUUUCAAACAUUUGCACUGUUGAGAGUAGGGGGAAAAGCUUUCUGCCUUCCUUGCCCUCCCCAGCUCUCUGUCCCACCCCAGUUGGCUGAGCAGGCAGGGUGGGAGCAGCAGCACAGCCUGAGGCUCAGCAACCUCUCAGUCAGUGCCAUUCUUCAGGGUCUGCUGCGUACUGUAUGCCAGUCCUGUGCUUGAGGAGUGGUAAGUGAGACCUCUGUAACUACUCCUGCUGACUUAAAAACAUAUCUUCUUAUCAGUAUUAAAACAGUACAAGAGCAGAGCUGUUGCUUUAGGCACAUUUCUUGCCACUGUGUUGGCUGAUGAGCCUUGAAUGGAAGUAAGAGGGCCAGUGACUUUGAAAUAGGAGCCGUUAGCCAAGUUUUGUAGAAUCGUAGUAUUAUUUAUUGUAGAUGCUAGUCUGCACUUGUGACCCUGAGCAGAAAAGCUGCAGUACAGCAGGUUUUAUAAGCUGUGGCUUAACCAGUUACCUAGUCUCUUAAAACUCUUAUUUAAGCUGACUGGUUUUAUGCACAAGUUGAAAACCUGUUGUUAUUGAUCAUUAAAUGCUAUGCAUAUUGUACAUUCAUUUACAUGGAUUGUUCUAAUAGUGCUUGUGUGUAUUAUGCUACAUUACCAUAUUUUUUUAUACACGUAUGUAUUGCAUGAGGUUUAAUUGUUGGGAAUUUUUUGUACUGUCACUUUUGUAUUCACACAGUGCCUCAUGUAUUUAUUUGCAUAUUGCAAGAAGUUGUUUCAAAACAUGAUUGGAAACAGGUGGGAACAAGAACUUGCCACUGUAGGAUCUGAUGGUUCUGAAGUAUUAAUAAAGUAUAGUGACUCAAA